GCCCAGUUCUACACGUUCACUCAUCAUAACCUACCCCGCCCUAACUCAGCAUUUGCCCAUUCCACUCAUUCACACGCAAAGGCGACUGGAAGAUAGGCGCGCGAGCAUAAGAACGGCAGUGGGCACAGGACACAGCGUCGAGGGAUACUAGCCAUGAACGACUCCGAGGAACUCGCGGAGAAGUACCACAAACUCUUUCAGGACUACACAAAAAUCAAAGCACAGCAUCUCGUUCUGAGGAACAAGUUUCAAAAAGAGCAAACGGAAAAUGCAGCAAUCCAAGCAGCCCUGAAAGAAAAGGAGCAAGAAGUGAGAAAGUCGCUCCAAGAUCUGGAUCUGCUUUCUUUUCAUAAUCAGCGGCUGACGAAACGCAUCGAGAACUUGCAGAAUCAGGCAUCAGCAAAACCAGGAGGGUCAUGGUUAAUGGGUGGCGCAUCCGUCAAGAAGGAACUAGAGAAGUCACAGUCGACACUCGAGGCCGCCACGAUAGAUCUCCAGGCAAAGAUUGAGGAGAAUGAGAAAUUGCAUCAACAGCUGUAUGAGAUCAAUGCAUUAUACCCCAGGCAUGUCACGGAGCUCCAGGGCAAGAUUCAGGCAUUGGAAAAGCAGAAUCAGGAGCUGCAGUUGGAUGUUGAACGUGCAGGAGUGGCCAACGAGGACACGAUUAAUUUGAUACGCAAGGAAAAGGAUGCCAUUGAAAAGGAGCUGGGACUCAUUCGGGAUGUUCUUGCAGGGGAACUUAAGGAUGAGCAGCGGGCAAACCAAUCUCUGCGCGAUAAUGUCCAGCGCCUCGAGACUGAAAUCGAACGACUUUCGAAGGCCGAACUCGAGCUAGAGACCCUUCAGGCAGAACAUUCGAAACUCCACAGCGAACUUGAGACUUUCAAGUGGAUUUCGACCGAGCUCUCGCAGCUUCAGCAAUCCUACAACGCUCUCGAGCGGGACAAAGCACAGCUUGAAAAAGCCCACGCACAGCUCUCACAACAGCACGCAACGCUCAAACAGGCGGAUGAGAACUUAAAGAGAGCUUUGGUGCAGGAACAACAGAAUCUGAAGGCAGCUCAGGAACAAAACGGCCAGCUGAACAGAGAUUUGGAACUAGCACGUGGGCAGGCUACAGAGCAGGAACGUGGGCAUAUCAAUCGCAUCGGACAGCUGGAGUCGGAAUUAGGAAAAGUCAAAACAGAGCAGGAACAGCUCCAGUCACAGUACGAGCAACUGAAGGCGGCUGAACAGUCUGCGAAAGAGGGCGAGUCCCGCACAAAGGCUGAUCUUGCCAAGGAUCUUUCAGAAAUGAAGUCGAAUCUGGAGAACACAGAGACGAGAGUCAAGGAGCUUGAACAACUCAAGAAAACGCUUGAAGAAGAGCUGGAAGAAACGAAGAAAUCGUUAGAGGAAACGAGGACCAGUCUGGCCGCUGAGCAGGAUCGGAGGAAGGCCGCGGAAGCUGCAAGUGCUGAGAAGGCCUCGGCCAAGAGGGAGGAAAGCAAAGUCGAAGACGAUUCGAAGAUGGCAGAAACCGAGGACGACCAUGCCAUGGAGGAGGAGACAACGGAGAAGGAGAAGGUACCGCUUUCAAAGAAGGCCAGGAAAAAAAAGGCCGCUGCCGCCGCUGCUGCGGCUGUUGUUGCUUCUGAGACAGCAGAGGGGUUGAGCAAGGAUAGCACUGACCAGACUGAAACCAAUGUCGAGGAAACGCAGGAAGGCAAGAACAAACAGGAUACUAAGGAAAAGGAGGAUGCAGAAGUAAAGGCUAAGGCCGAACUGGAAGCUGAGGAGCUCAAGCAUAAAGAGCAGGAACUAGCGUGGAAGACUGCAGAGGAAGCCCUGAAGGCUGAUAUCGAAGGCCUCAAGGCACAGAUCGAAGCAGUCCAGCUGUCGAGCACAAGCAAACAGGAAGAGCUGAGCGCGGCGCAAGCUGCAUUGGAUAGUGCUGAGGAUGAUAAAGCCUCAUUGUCGAGUUCGUUAGAGAUGCAUGUCGAGCUCACUCUUCAGUUGCAGCAGGAAGUCAAUAAGCUGAAAACCGUUUUGGCCAAGAAACAAAAAUAUAGAGCAAAUGGGGCCGUCGCAAGCGACACAUCUUAUGCAGGCGAGGAAGCACUGAUAAGGACGCAGCACAAGGAUAUAAACGGAAAGAAUGGUGAUCAUACACCCCAGCGCGCCAUGAAUAGUCCGAAGGACGAGUCGACACAAGUGGAUAGGGUCGACUCUUCAGAUAAAGCUGUUCAGUCAGACCAUGUCGAAUUAAUAGAUGAGGGCACGCAGGCAGAUUUGACAGAGACGGCAGCCGUUCCUACCAUUGCAGACGACUCGAAGGAAAUCGCGGAGAGCAAGGACGGUAAGGACAGGGAGAUGAGCGCUUCAGCUGGACGGCCGAUCGACAACAAGCCCUCACGGCGGUCGAUGAUCGGGGACGAGAUGGAUGGUGCGACGACGGCGUCUGCGAAUGUGAACGCAAGUACGACAAAUCAAUCGAACCGCGAGUAUCUGAUCAAGAAGCACUAUGAGACCAAGAUACAGAAUGUCACGGAACAGUUACAGUUCUCGGACGGGCGGUAUGUGCGACUUCACAAAGAGUUUGAACUAUUGAAGGAGCUGUUGCUGGAGACCGUGCAAGAUAAAGAGAAUGCGAUUAAGGAAUCUGAACAGCUCAAGCAACGAAACUUGCAUCUGCAGGAGGAGUUGACGGUGGCCAAGGAGGAUUAUCGAGCGCAGGUAGAGACGAUGACGAAUUUUAUGAAGAGCCUUGACCAAGGGCGAUGAUCCUUUGAUCCUUGUGGCCAAAUAAAAUAAAAGUAG
This is a messenger RNA of Gamsiella multidivaricata, 2799 nucleotides long. RefSeq lists its product as uncharacterized. The transcript has 10 exons. The record is from RefSeq and is a predicted model, not a curated record. Gene Ontology annotation, cellular component: early endosome; membrane. NCBI's taxonomy places the organism in Eukaryota, Fungi, Mortierellomycota, Mortierellomycetes, Mortierellales, Mortierellaceae. Bases 154 to 2763 code for a protein of 869 amino acids.